Molecule: messenger RNA, 1245 nt
Organism: Spirometra erinaceieuropaei
Lineage: Eukaryota; Metazoa; Platyhelminthes; Cestoda; Diphyllobothriidea; Diphyllobothriidae
Source: the annotation of a GenBank genome assembly
AUGAAAACGCAGGAUGGGCUCCCCGUACCGACAUUGAUAUUUCUUGAAAAUGUAAAAGUCAAAAAGAAUCAAUCCCUGGAGGAGAUUGUUAAGCGGGAAAGCGAAAAGCCAAGACAGCCAUCACAGUCUGGAUUUUCUGCUGUCAUACAUGAGGACAAGAUCGAAUUUAGUGCCGGUAAAAGUCGGAAGAAGGUCCCCAUCAAGGAGAUUCUGUAUGAACACAUUGAACGCAUCCUUCCAGAUGAGCGAAAACUAAGGGUUGCCCUCGGCUGCAUGACAGACAAACGCCGAAAUGUUUGUUCUUUUCAAUUUACGGAUUAUGGGGCCUACAGCACUUUCAUGUACCGCCUAUACGAAGCUAGGGGCUGGAUAAUUGAAUCAGAGAGGAGUGUCUUGUCAACAUCUUCAUUCAAGUCCACAAAAGAGGCAACUCAGAAGUCAAGUGAAACCGCUGCAUCAGUAGAAUACAUAAUCCAGUCGCCAGCUGCUCCGAUGAAAACUGACAAAAUGGAACUUAAAACAAGUUAUAUUAGCUGGGAGUCAGUACAGGAACCGAAUGACGUUCAAGUUCAGGCUGACAGUGUUGACCCAGGGUACGCAGCUUCAAGUCUGUCAGAGUGUUGCGAGUGCUGUGGCUGGAAUGCCAGACGGGUCUAUGCACACGAAAACACGAGGCCCACUCUUGACUGCGACACGGUGUCCAUUUUGACUUGCAGUUGUGGGCGGAAUACUAGGCAACUGCCACAGCAGGCCAGACAAACGCAAACCAGUCGACCUCCCAGCCCCGCACGACCGGUAGAGCGCCAGAUCAAGAGCAGCAGCCGAAACACUGGGGCAGCUGAUGGACGGCAAUCAACUUCUCGAGACAGUUUGGACUCGCCCACUCUCUACGUACAAAUCCCAAACAAACAUCCAUCGCCAUACGAGGAGGUGCUUCCAGAAUUCGACCAAGUAAAGGUGUACCGUGCGAGGCCCAAAAUUACUUCGCCACCGCAGGUGGGUGAUGUAGAGAACAGUCAGAGCAGGACAACGUACAGAAAAAUCUCCACUGGUGCGCCAUCCUCUGGUUACUCAUCGGCUACUAUGUUGACGGAUAACUUGCUGGAGCUCACAGUAUCAGGGCAGAACCACGGCGAGUAUAUAUCUGACAAGUCGGUAUAUGUUAAACAGAGGUCAAGGGAGGAGACGGGCAGACUGGUAUGCACAAAAGAUCCUUCAGUUGCACCCCCACUGAGGCGUUACUGA